AUGAAACAGAGCUCUCCUAAUGCUUUUCUUGACCGUUUAUUCUUUUCUGAUCAUAAUAAUGGAAUAUUUUCUGAUAAAACUCUUUUGCAGGACUUUGAAGUGCAUGAUGUCAUUAUUUUAGCACCUGUAGCAGAAUCUCUUCAGGGCAUAGAAAAUGAAACAGAUAUUCCAUGGAAUGAAACAAUUACUAGUGAUUUUAUAGCCAGUCAUAUUUUAAAAUGUUCAUCUGGUUUAGGAUAUGGUUUAUAUGGAAAAACUAAGCAAUUUACAACAAUUAAUGGAAAAACUGUUAUUAUUAAGAAUGACUUUGUUUAUACGGAUAAAGGAUUUUCGUCUGUACGUCAUGCUAAAUUACUUUAUGAUCAUCUUUAUUAUUCUGGAGAUAUUAACAGACCACCCUAUCUAAUAUAUUUUCUUGAUCGUCCUCUUCUUAAGUCUUGUUUUGACAGUUGUACUCGUAUUCCAAAGUCACUUUCUGUAUCUAAAUCUUUUGAAAAGAUUACGAAUUUUCAACAAAUUAUUAGACUUUAUCCUUUAAUUUCACAAAAAGUAAAGCAGAUUCUUACUAACUCUUUGAAAAAACUUAGAAGUCUUGAAGAGUCUAGUGUUUUAAAUCUUGAUAAUAUUCGUCAAAUAAUAGAGAAUACUGUUAUUUCUGUUAUAAACACGUUUAAAUCUUCAAGGACAUCAAGUAUAAAAAAUCUUUUAAAAGCAGAAAAGUUUUCUGAAGAAGAUGUUGAAUUAUUGAUUGAAAAUUAUGUAUGUGAUGAAACACAUGAUAUUGUAUUUUUUUAUUUACUUAAGAUAAAUAAAGAACGUGAUAAAGAGUUAAUGGACUCUAUUAUAUCUAUGGAAUAUAUUGAUAUUCACCAAAUUGGCUUGCCUAUUAUUAACAGCGAAAUUAUUGAUCGUAUAUCUGAUGCUGUAAAUUGUUUUAAACAACUUGAAAAAAGAAGGAUUCCUUCUGAGAGAUUAACUGUUCUUUUAAAAACAGUACAAUUUUUAGUAACUAGUACUGUAAAAAUUACCAAAGAAUCUCAACGAAAUAAAAAUUAUAAUAAAAAUAUGUUUCAGGAUACAUCUAACUUUUUGAAAAAUAACUUAGGUGGUGAUUGUUUAAUACCAAUGCUUUUAUUAGUUCUAAUUCGUGCAAAAUUAAAUAAUUUAGAAACUAAUCUUGUAUAUAUAACACAUUUUUCAUUUUUAAAUACACAUAGAGGAGAAGAGUCGUAUGCCUUGAGUUCUUUAGAAGCAGUUUUAUAUCAUAUCUUGCAUCAAAGGGAUAAAUUGAAGAUGAUUAGUGAUUGUAAUAUUAUAUUAUGGAAUAGUAUCAAAUCUGGAGAUAUAGAUAUACUUGAGUCUAUUUUUAAGAAACAGCAUCCAAGUUUUAAUUCUGUAUUUUUUGAUGAAGUUUUCUUUCAAACAACUAGAAUAUCUUAUAUUUUAAAUGAUAUUUAUUGCUAUAAGGAUAUAAAUGGAGAUUCUGCAAUAAUGCUUGGAAUAAAAACAAAGAAUAUUUCUUCUAUUACUUUUCUUUUCAAUCAGCCACAAUUUUCAUCUGAAUUUUUAUUAAACGAUCGUGAUAUUGAAGGCUCUACACUUUUAAUGGUAGCUAUUAAACUUGAAUUUAAAGAAGCUAUUGAUAUACUCUUACAAAAACUAAAAACAUGUUCUAAUCAGAAAUUUUUUAACUAUUUAACUCAAAAAGAUUACUCGGGAAAAACUAUCUGCCAUUAUCUAUUUUAUCAACCAUAUCUUAUUUAUGAACUUGGUCCACAUCUUUCUUGGAAAUCUCGUGAUAAACAAGGGCAAACACCAUUAUUUUCACUUUUUAUGAUGCAUAAUCAUUUGGACUAUAAAAAAAUUGCUAUGGAUGCAAUAGAGAUUGUUCAGUUAAUAGAAAAUAAUAAUUUAAAUGUUGAUGAUCAUUUUGAUAAUAAUGGGAAUUCUCUUUUUCAUAUUAUUAAUGAUUCAGAAUGUUUGUCGAAAUUAUUAAGUUGUAGAGGAAAUAUAAACAAAAGAAAUAAUGAUGGAUUUACACCAUUAAUUUGUCAUAUAAAAUUUGGAAGAUCUAAAUUAGUUAAGAUUUUUUUGAAUGAUAAAAGAACGGAUAUAAGUGCAAAAGAUCAAAAUGGGUUUACUGCAAUACAUUUUUUAGUUCAAAUGAAUUUAGAAACUAUGAAUAUUUUAACAGAAAUUGUCAAUAUAGAAGAACGAACAUCUUAUACUGGUUCGACUGCGUUGCAUAUUGCAGUUCAAGAAAAAUCUUUAGAUUGUAUUAAAUAUUUAGUCAAAAAUAGAUCAGCUGAUAUUAAUGCCUUAAAUUAUAAAGGGGAUCGACCUGUGGAUAUUGCAAAAGAUCAAGAAGUAGUAGAUUUGUUAGAUGAAUUCGCAUUUUUUAAAAAUAGUUUAAAAAAACAGGGAAAAAUUGCACGUGUUGUUAGAAUACUUUUUGAAGAUGACUCUUCUAUCAAAUUCAUUAUUAAAAGUGGAUUUGUUAAUGAGAAUUCUAAAAACAUUACAACUGUUAUUCGUACGAUUGAAGAUUUUAAAUUUCUUUAUAAAUGUCUCGUUUUUCAAUAUUCAGAAUUAUGGGUUCCGUCUCUUCAUAUAGACUUUUUAGAUCCUUGUAUUAUACCUUCUAGACCUUCAAAAAGUAUAUUAUCGGCUUUUCUUAAUUGUUUUGAUAAUUUUUUGCAAAUUUUACUACAACAUUCAGUAUUUUCUACAGAUGAGCUUUUGUGGGAAUUUGUUACUGUCCCACAAUUAUAUACACAUCUUACUACAGAACGAUCUCAAAAAAAGUUUUUAGACAAAGAUAAAGAUAGACAAGAGAAGCUUAUGUCUGUUGAUGAAAUUAAUGAUAUAGAUUUUUUUUUUAAAGAUACAAAACAUAAUAUUGAAAAUAUGACUCAUGCAUAUAACCAUUUACAUAAGAGUUUAUGUUUUCUAGAAUCUAGUUGUUUAGAUUUUCAAACAUCAUAUAAAUUACUUUUUCAUUUUUUCCGUAUACCUGUUUUCAAAUUUCUAGAAGUGAAUGGCUAUCUUUUUGCAAUUGAACGUUUCAUUGAUAAUCUUGUUUUAAAGACUCCUUCUUUAAUAGUAGAACUUAUUCAACUAAUAUUAUUAACGAAAAAUAUACUUAGUGAUUUUUCGAAUGCCUUUGAGCAACCACAUGUUUUGGUUAAAGAGCUUAUGUUUGCUCAUAAAUCAUUCCGAAGAUCUGUAAAUAUCGACAAAAAUACAUUAUGGUCAUUUAAUUUACUAACUAAUACAAAAAAGAAAAUGCAACAAACUUCUGCAAAGCGUGUUUUUCAAACUACACAAACACUGACCAAGCAAUCUACUAAACUUCAAAAUAUCCAUAUUAAUCUACUUACUGAACUUGCAGAUUUUUAUAAUACACAUACACAACGUAUAAAAACAGCUUUGUGGAAUUUUGCAAAUGCAACACUACAGGAAGAGAGAUAUAAAUAUGAUCAGUUACAAAGAGCACUUCUUGCAUUACGCAGUGGCUCUAAUGAUUUAGCAUCUUAUAAUACAUUUGCCUCAGAUCAAGUGUAA
Messenger RNA from Pneumocystis jirovecii RU7, 3564 nucleotides. RefSeq lists its product as uncharacterized. The record is from RefSeq and is a predicted model, not a curated record. Gene Ontology annotation, molecular function: guanyl-nucleotide exchange factor activity; SNARE binding; phosphatidylinositol binding. Gene Ontology annotation, cellular component: transport vesicle; plasma membrane; tubular endosome. The coding region runs from base 1 to 3564 and encodes 1187 amino acids. Lineage: Eukaryota; Fungi; Ascomycota; Pneumocystomycetes; Pneumocystales; Pneumocystaceae. The transcript is spliced from 10 exons. Gene Ontology annotation, biological process: early endosome to late endosome transport.